CGGACACUAACGUAUAUCUAAGUUAUCUCUACACUAAAUCAUUUUACUUCGUUUCUACAAAUUAUCGUGUACACUAACUUUACAUUAUUUCGAGCUGUGAUCAACCCAUGAGUAUACUGUAUGUCCGGAUCACCGACUCGGGGAUUUUGAAGCAAACAAGAUGUCUACAUACUCACUGUUGGGUCUCCUAUUGUUUUACCUGGUAGGGAUCGACAAACUGGCAGCAAUUUCAAGACAAUCCGAAAUUAAACUCGAGAACAAUGGUUAUAGCGACAUUCUACUAGCCUUCGAUGAAACCAUUCCACACAGCCAGGUGUUUAUCAACAAAACCAUGGACUAUUUUACUAGGGCAUCGAAGGUACUUUACAUCGCCACCCGCCAGAGGGCGUACUUUAAGGACAUAAGGAUCCUGGUCCCGCACACAUGGCCAGACGACCCCAGCUAUCAAAGCGCCAGUGCAGACCAGACCGUGUACAAAUCUGACGUCAUCAUAACCAGCUCCAGCGUAAAGAAGCGGAGCAUCCCACAGACCCGGACGUAUGGCGGAUGCGGAAGUCAAGGAAUACAUAUUCAGUUUACUACCGACUUCCUGUUUAAGGAAAGGUACCCGCCAUACUAUUCGCGUUCAGACAAGUUCAUUGUGCACCAGUGGGCGACGUUCCGGUGGGGCGUGUUCCAGGAGUAUCCUAGUGCCGGGGAGCGAACAUUCUACUUCUCAACAGCCUUUGCAAAAGUCGACGCCGUCAAGUGCAGCUUCCUCCUGAAGGGACGUGUGUAUGCUAGAGACGAUCAACAUAACUUAGUGGCGUGUCAGACGGACCCCAGUACUGGACUAUACACAGAGUCCUGUCAGUACUAUGCGUACCCGCGUUAUCCGUCCGGUGUCCAGACGCACGUGUCUCUGAUGGACCACCAGUACAUUCAGGAGAUCACUGGUUUCUGUGACGACGACGCCGAUUACGCAACUAAACACAACGCUGAACCUCUUAAUCGUCAAAACCGGCUCUGCAGUCAUCGCAGCACAUGGGACGUCAUAUCGAACUCGCCGGACUUCGCAGGGGGUCGCAAUCCACCGACAAACUAUACUGACGCGGAGCUCGUACCAACAUUUACGUUUAUUAAGGCAGCCCGAAAACGGAGGUCCGUAAUACUGAUGGACACUGGUCAUAUUACACAGCAUGACGCCAGUCGCCUGAAACUGUCCCAAGCAGUAGCCCACUUCCUGGGGGCGAGUCAGGGCCAGAGGGACCACGAGAUUCUACUUUCCGGGGGUCUAGAGAACGCACUCCGCGCUAAACGACUGGCCAGGUCGGAACGAGAAACAGAAGACUCACCCAAGGUCAUUAGAGAUAUGGGAUACGGCUUGUCAAAUAUAGACCAUGACGGCGUAAAACAGCUUUUCUCUCCGGAAUCGACUCCUUCACAAAAACAGGUCAUCGUCUUCAGUACCAAUCAGACAAAUCAUCCUAAUACAGAGGCAUUCAAAUCAGCUGGCGUCACACUUCACUGGAUAUCGCUUCACCCACAUCCGGGAACUCACAAAGACGCAGGGACACCCGUGUAUUACAGUCACAGGUAUCCAGAGUCGAUGACGCACGUAGACGCUGUCUAUGACGUCAUCCAGAGGACACAAGGGACGGACGCCUACACAGUCAAGCUGUUUAGUGUGACCAAAAGCAUCCAGUUCGGACAGGAUUACAGAGACACAUUCUCUGUUGAUACCAGUCUCCAUGGUGAUCUCUCUCUUACUGUUACUUACACCGGAGAGCAGCCAUUUCUGGAAGUGACGUCACCGAGUAGCAAGCAUUACAACGAGGAUUCACCAGAAACAGAAAUCAACCCAGAGCUCAAAAUGAUGAAACUGAAAUUAAAAUAUGAUGAUGCCGAGGUAGGUAAAUGGGAGUUCCGAAUGAAAGGUAGGCACAGUACGUCGACCGUCUCUCUGGUAGUAUCAUCAAACUCUACAGCGAAAAACAGCGUACCAAUUAUCCUGAAGGCUCGGCUGUUUUUAAAUAAAGACCUGGUGCCACCUAAAAUGGCGGCAUAUGCUGACGUCACACAAGGACAACAUUCAGUCACGGGGUUACAGGUCAUCGCCACUGUUUUUCGACCAGGUGUUGAAGAUGGAGAACAUGCGAAACCAUACAAAAUGCUGUUAUUUGAUGAGGGAUCUGGCGCUGAUAUCAUAAAAGAUGACGGGAUAUACUCUCGCUAUUUCCCACACUUGACAGGACGUGGUGACUACCAGCUAACUGUGGACAUCAUAAACAGCCACGGAACCGUUGUUACUCACAGGACAGGCAGCGGGGACAAACCAGACAGAAACAAUACAUACAGUAUCAGCCGAUCAGCUCACGGCGGCUCCGUGUACCUCCCCACGGACCAAACAGGGGAUAAAGCGUGGCCCACGACACCUGCUACAUCCGGCGGAAAUGACGUAUACCCUCCAUCACGGAUAAUAGACCUGCAUGUUGUUCAGAAGUCAGACAUUAAUAUGACGGUGUCGUUGUCGUGGACGGCGCCUGGUGACGACUUAGACCACGGGACAGCCGCUAAGUAUGACAUUAAGUAUGAACAAAGUAGUUUGGAUCUUUUGAAGUUAAAGGCUGACUCGCAUAGCGUCCCGGAUUUCGCCAUUGUAACCGGAAGUACAACAAAACCGUUGCCGGCUGGCACCUCUGAAUAUUUGACCAUUAAUGUGACGGAUCUGUUUCUGAUCAAACAUGAAGGAUUUGCAUUUCUUAUUCGAGGUAUAGACGACUUUGGAAAUAAAGGCGAGUUCUCAAAUAUGGUAACUGUUGGAUUCAGUGUAAUACCUGAAACACUUAGAACUAGGCAUGACACCGGAAGUAACGUAGAUGUGGACAAUUCGGACUCUGUUGGGUACAUGGUGGACCCCAAGGUUGACGCUCCGCGGUCCAAGUCAGGGCUCAGGCCCCUUCUCUUCCUCAAUGUCAUACUUCUGGUCUGCUUCCUCCUCAUUGCUGCAAGUUUUGUGUCGAUUUAUUUCCGGAAUCGUUUUAGCCAACCGAAAGUUCUCAUAUACUAGGUCAUUUGGUUAUUAAAUACAAAAUACAAUGGCACAAGGAUGUCUGAUGAAUUAUGGAGUCUAACGAAAAUGAUCGAAGAAUGAUUAAAAAAAACCAACAACAACAAAACUACCAUGCAAGUUACAGUGAAAAUUGUCAAUAAUAAACAUUUACCAUAA
Molecule: messenger RNA, 3208 nt
Organism: Mizuhopecten yessoensis (Yesso scallop)
Lineage: Eukaryota; Metazoa; Mollusca; Bivalvia; Pectinida; Pectinidae
Product: epithelial chloride channel protein-like
Exons: 12
Coding region: 161-3049 (962 amino acids)
Source: RefSeq, a predicted model, not a curated record